Messenger RNA from Caenorhabditis remanei, 261 nucleotides. RefSeq lists its product as uncharacterized. Lineage: Eukaryota; Metazoa; Nematoda; Chromadorea; Rhabditida; Rhabditidae. The transcript is spliced from 2 exons. The record is from RefSeq and is a predicted model, not a curated record. The coding region runs from base 1 to 261 and encodes 86 amino acids.
AUGGUUCUGAUAAGCGGUUACUGCAAUGAAUUCAGUUUCUUCGAAAGAGAAUGUGUGUCGCAUUUGAGAGCCGUCUUGUUCGAUGAUGUGGACUCGUGGACGACUGUGAAAACGUCGCCAGAGGUUGCUGGAUUGGAGGAAGACUCGGAUGAGAUGAAGUCUUUCUUCGGAGUGAAUCUUUUGUUUUACUGUAGACUUGCGGGCGAGGAUGGAGUCGAUGGUGAAGCUGCGAUUCAUUCUGGAAUAAGCAGGGAGAGGUGA